This is a messenger RNA of Cucumis melo (muskmelon), 786 nucleotides long. RefSeq lists its product as uncharacterized. The transcript is spliced from 2 exons. The record is from RefSeq and is a predicted model, not a curated record. The coding region runs from base 89 to 592 and encodes 167 amino acids. NCBI's taxonomy places the organism in Eukaryota, Viridiplantae, Streptophyta, Magnoliopsida, Cucurbitales, Cucurbitaceae.
GUAUUUCUUCAAAACUUCCCCCAUCGAAACAAAGAACAUCAAAACAACCCCUUCUCCUCUUAAAAUUCCCCUCUUCUUUUAAUCUGCCAUGGCCGCCAUAUCCCCCCAUUUCUCCAUUUUCAUCUUCUACAUUUCCCUAAUCUCUCUCUCUCUUCCCCCAUCUCUUUCUCUCUCCUCCACCACCAUUCACGAUCUCCUCCGCUCCAAAGGCCUCCCACCGGGCCUUCUCCCAAAAGAAGUGAAAUCCUAUUCCCUUUCUCCAAACGGACUCCUCCAAGUGUUCCUGGAUGGUCCUUGUUUAACCAAAUACGAGAACAGAGUUAUUUUUGAAAGCGUUGUUACAGCUAAUCUCAGUUAUGGAAGUCUAAUCGGCGUUCAAGGUCUCACUCAGGAAGAACUCUUUCUAUGGCUUCCUGUUAAAGAUAUAAUCGUUGAUGAUCCUAAUUCUGGUUUGAUUCUGUUCGAUAUUGGUGUUGCUCAUAAACAACUCGCGCUUUCGUUAUUCGAAGAUCCGCCCAGUUGCAAAUCGCAACCCAAAGGGGUUUUGAGGAAUCAUGUGAGGAAGGAGAAAGGAUUUGAAGGUUUCAGAUAGAAAUGAGGAAGGAAAAUGCCAAAAUUUCUGCUGGAAAAUUUUGUUUUUUUGUUUCUUUAAUUGUCAUAAUGGUUAUAUAAGUAAAUUAGUUCAAAUAAUAGUUUACACUGUUAUACGAGUUGAGUUUUUAUUUAUUUUAUUUUAUUUUUUGUAUAAAAAAGAAAAAAAAAAAGACUAUUUUCCUUUUGUUGGAA